UUUUCCUUUCAUUCUUAUAUCUUUUUUGUGUAUAUUUUCUUAAGUUUUUUUUUCACCACAAACUCAUAGCUAUUGUCAUGAAAUUAAUGUUUAAUUCUUUAACGCGUUCCUAUCUAUUGCAAAAUUUCUUUCAACUAAAUAAACUAGCAUGUGCCUCGGUAUCGUAUCAGUUUAAGGUUAAUAAACCUAUCUAUUAUCCAAAUCGUCAAAUAGAAAUGCAACGCAUGGAAGAACAGCAAAAGUCUCAAUUGGUAGCCGAACCGGAGGAGCAUAAACACAUGCCUAAAGAUUAUUAUUACAAGGUAUUGGGCGUACCCAAGAAUGCCUCAUUACAACAGAUAAAGGCUGCUUAUUAUGCUUUAGCUAAACGUUAUCAUCCCGACUUGUUGAAUUAUGAAAAUGCACCCCAACAAGUAUCUAAACGUUUUCAGGAAAUUUCAAAUGCUUAUAAUGUUCUAACAGAUGAAAGUACACGUUUAGAAUAUGAUGAAACGGGGGAGUGUCAUACGGAGGAGUCAUUUUUUAAUAAAGUUUCCAAAUCGGGUAAUAAAUUUCUGAAUACAACAACAAAUAAAUUAAAGCAAUUUAUGGGAUUUAGUGAGGAGAAUGCAGUAUUGAAUGCCGCAAGAAAUGAAGUCACCGCCCAAAUAAACACUAACCUGGAGCAAAAACUCGAUAUAACUUUUAUUGAAUCGGUGCAUGGAGUUAAACGUAAUAUAGAAUUUUCCUAUUUGAAAAAAUGUCCCUCCUGUAAUGGCAAAUCACAACGUCUGGUGGGACGUACAAAUUCGGAACUUUGUCGAAAAUGUAAUGGAAGCGGUCAAUUGUCAAAGAAAACAGCAACUUAUACCUCUUUAACUGUUUGCGAUCAGUGUCAAGGAAAACGCUACAUUAAUCGCAACCAGUGUGAACUAUGCGAUAGUCGUGGUUUUGUACAGGAGGCUACCAGAGUAACAGUUCAUGUACCAGCCGGUGUUAAGACAGGAGAUGUUAUCUCUGUUGAGAAUCCACAAACAAAACAACACAUUAACUAUCGUCUUCAAGUUAAAGAAUCCGAUUACUAUAAGCGUGUGGGUAACAAUAUAUUGACGGAACGUUACUUAAAUCUUACCGAAGCUAUUUUGGGUGGUACAAUAAAGGUACGUGGCAUUUAUGAGACAUUUGAGGUAAAAAUCGAACCGGGCACUGAGUCACAUACCAAGAUUACACUUAAAGGCCGUGGUAUUAGAACGAGAGAUAAUGUAGGUGAUCAUAUAGUCACCAUUAAAGUACGUAUACCACGCCAAUUGUCCAUGAAACAGAGACAAUUGAUAUUGGCCUUGGCCAAAACUGAAGAACAAACAUUUGAGCGUGGCUUUUAAGGCGCUUGUACGCUUUUCUAACGCCAACAAAAUUAUUGUAAUUUAUAUACAAAAACUAACUUUUUACUCCAAAUAUCUUUGUACUUUUAUAAAUAUUAAGAUUAAUUUCAAUAAAAAAAUUGCAUUUUGUAAAUCUUA
This is a messenger RNA of Lucilia cuprina (Australian sheep blowfly), 1499 nucleotides long. RefSeq names its product chaperone protein DnaJ. The transcript has 2 exons. The record is from RefSeq and is a predicted model, not a curated record. Lineage: Eukaryota; Metazoa; Arthropoda; Insecta; Diptera; Calliphoridae. Bases 78 to 1361 code for a protein of 427 amino acids. Gene Ontology annotation, cellular component: mitochondrion. Gene Ontology annotation, biological process: protein folding; negative regulation of apoptotic process; mitochondrion organization. Gene Ontology annotation, molecular function: heat shock protein binding.